CUUGGAAGGAGUUUCUGACAUUUUUAGCCUACAGUGUCAACACUGAACAUUAGUUUUACUUGGUUUUUUUCCAUCAGUAACAUCGCCAUCGCAUAACACUCGUCAGCUGAAAAUUAUUAAAAAGUGGAUGCGUAGAAACGUUGUGUUUAUUUAUAAAUCGUUCAGAAGUAACGUAAACCAAAAUGGCAACAGGAGUAAAACCUCGUGAUGAAGAAAGUUCCUUCACGAGAUCGGAUCUAGAGGCAAUCCAAGAUGCAAUGAAAAGUAAGAAAUUUCGAGAAAUGCUUUCCGAGUACUGUGAAGAAGUACGUGACCCGGCAAAUCAGGCAAUCUAUCAGAAAGAAAUGACCCAACUGGAGAAGGAACGUGGCUACGACGUAACUUUCAUCAAUCCGAAGGGAAGUUAUGUUAUCAAAACAAGCGUCGCCGGCGACAGGAAAGCGUUUAUUAAUAUCUGCAGUAACGAAAAUGUCGAUAAGCCAUCAUACAAUAUCAAAGAGGCCAACGGAAAAAAAGGUAUGAACUGGCAAAUUCCUUACUCUAUCAUUCCACCAAGAGAAGAUUACGAUCAUAAAAGAGAGCGUUGUGUGAUAUAUGACGUAGUUUUCCAUCCCGACACAUUACGCAUGGCAGAGAUUAACAAACAGUUCCGCGAGAUUGUAAACAAGACUGCGGUAGAUGGAUUGCAGAAUGCAUAUAACAUACAUUUGGAUAGCAACAAUUUCCGCUUCCCAAAAUCACAUUAUAAAGGAAUGACGGUACCCGCGGUGAUACGGAAAGAAGACCCUAAUUUUAAACCACCUGAAGAAGAUGGUGAUGAUGAAAUUUCACCAGAGGUUUUAGAAAAAUUAUAUCCACAGCGAUUAUAUCCAGAAAAGUCAGGGAAGCAAGAACAAGUCCCUCAAAAUAAUACCACCCAAAAACAAGGAUCAAAGAAGCCUAACAAGGAGUUUGCUCACUCUUCUGACAAUGGUUUUACGAUACCAAAAUAUGUGAUAAAACAACAGAAAAAUGUUGAUUUACAGGACUUCACUUAUGACAGAGAUAGUAAACAGUACUCUGCUAUACCCAGUCACAUAGUGGUUGAAAUAAAUCUUCCAUUAUUGUCAUCUACUAAAGAUUGCAUAUUAGAUGUUCAAGAAAGAUUUCUAAGCCUGUUGUCAGAAAAACCAGCAAAAUAUAGACUGAAAAUACCCCUUCCUUACUCUGUAAAUGAUGAAUGUGGCAAUGCCAAGUUUGAUAAAAGUAAAAGAAUGUUGAUUGUUACUUUACCAGUGAUUAAAAAGAAUAUUAACAGUGACACUUCUAAUUAUCUCAGAGUAGACAGUGGUGUGGAAAGUGAAGAAAAUUCUGGAUCACAAAGUGAUGAAGAGAAUAACAACAAAAAACUAGUUGUAGAAGUUUCUUCAAAUGCCCAUGACACUACGCCACAGCCUACCGCAAUGACAAAUGAGGCUUUGCCAAGCUCAGACACUUUCUUACAAUCUGAGUUAGGAUACAUACUUCCACCUUAUACUUAUAAUGCUAUGGAUGAUAUUAUAGCAUUUACAUUCCAUGUGAAAAACACAGAGCCAGAAUCUGUCAAAGUUCAAAACAUUGACAAUAAAGUGUACAUUAAAUUUACAUCUAUUGGCUCAGGUUUUGUGCCAAUCCACUAUGCAGCUGUCAUCAUCUUUGAUAAAUCGAUCAAAUUCAGCAAUGUGAAUGGUGAAGCUUGGGAUAAUAAUGUCAUCUUACAACUGGAACUUGAAGGAGAUGCUCCACAAGAAUUCCAGAUAGGUAUUGACCAGCACUCAACAAUAACAGAGUACUUGGAUAUUUCACAGAUUAAAAAGACUUCAAAAACACAAGAAAAUAACCAGGAUACUGAAGAAUCAGAUACUGUGACACCAGUUGUAGAAGUAACUAAUUUAGGCUCAGAAACCAACAUAGUUGUUUCAUCCAAUCAUAUGGAUUAUGAAGAAGAUGAUUCAGAGGAAUCUAAGGAAAAAGAAAUAGUGUGGAUAGAAAGUAAUUGUGAGAAUGGAGCUAAGAGUAUAUUGCGGAAACCCAUAUCUAUGAUGCGGAGUUAUUCCGAGUCCAGUACGGGUGAGGUUGCCUCGUCCAUAGAUUACAUCAGCUCUGAUUGUAUUCCCGAGGAAUCUAGUUUAAAAAAGACUGUUAGGUUUAAUGAUGUUAUUGCAAGACAAUUUUAUAGGUAUAAUUCUUCCAUAGAAGGCCAGAAAAAGAAGAACCAGCGAAAGAAGAGUAAAAAGAGGUGUCAGGAGAGACGCAAGAGUGAAAGUGAGGCUGAAGAGGAAACGCGUAACACGUCCCAGCCAACUCCAACAAGACUGAAAUCAGUACUGAAACAACGACGGGACAGCGGUCUCGCCGAUACAUCCGACGCCGAAGCGGAAUGCAAAUCAGAAUCAUUUCACACUGCCAACGAAGAGUAUGAGCCAAAGUUAAACCGUAAUAAUGAUGGUGAAUCAAUGUUGGACAUCGUAAACAACGAAGGUAAAGUUAAACCUAAAUCAAAAGCCGACAUCUGGGAAUCUGAUGGCAAAUCUGAAAAGAAAACAAAUUCAAACCCCAUUACUUGUGAAAAUAUUAAACACCACACGAACAUGUAUGACCCUGAUAAGUUGAACAAAGGUCAGUACUUAGAAGUGAUGUUUAAAAAUGAUCUCAUUUUCGAUUUAGACAUGUGAGAUUUGCCAUACUGAAUUUUGUUUUGAAAGAUGUUUAGAAUGUAUUUAUAUUAUAAAUAGGUAUCUAUCACGUAUUAGCGUACUUUGUUUGUGUAGAAAUGUGUAUUAGAUUAUUUGUAUUGUUUUCAUUUUAUUUCUACAUAUUGAAUAGUUCCUUUGCUUGAUAAUAAGUUAUUAGAAAACGUGUUCCUUGUGUAAUUAAGUUGAUGGUAUGGCAUUUACAUUGGACAGUAUAAUAUUCAAACAUUUGAGUCAAUUACAAACAAAAAAAAACACUUUUAAAAUUUUUAUGUUGUAUUAUUGAGAUCGUUUUACAAUUACAAACUUUUUAAAUGUAAAAACGAACAUUUUAGAUUGGAAUUAUUGAUGUCUAGUAGAUUUUAAUCGUGAAUUUUAGGCUGUAAUCGAUAUUGUGCUCAUAUUAGACAAUAUAUCGUAGAUGAAAUACGAUCAAAAUGGUACAAAUUAGAUUAAUUGUCGUUCAUAAAUUAGUUGGUUUUGUAAGCCUAUGUCUGGGCUGUUUUAUGCACUGCACAGCUACACACUAGUAUCCUAGACACACGUUUUUACAUGCCUAUACACAAGUACGAUUGUAAUUUGUAGACGAUAUACAACAAUUUUACACAAGAGUUUGAAAAAAUAAUUUAACUUAUAAUUUACUUCGGCGAAACUAUAUGCUCGUUAAUAUUGGUCAUUUGCCAAACUGUUGUUGACAUUCCUUGAUAUUGGUCAUGAAUAAUGAGACAUUUGAGACCCAGAAGAGUGCAUUUUCGGAGGACAGGUGAGCGGGAUGAAGCAAAUAUUAUGUUAUUGAUAUCGAGUUGAAAUCUUAUUGAAAAUAUAGGUAUACGCAAAAGUCUGAAACACUCAUGAGAACAACGACAAUAUUAUAAAUUUACGCUAAAAUAGUAUUGUUUUAAUACCUUAGACCUAACAGACGGUAUAUUAUUGCGUUCUCGUUGAAACUCCCCGUGCCCCAUGGGAUAUACGGGCGAGAGCUCUAUGUGUAUUUAUUCCUUCCCGCUCUCGACUGGCUAACGAAAAUACACCAAAACCGUUUAGUGUGUUUAUAAAUUUUGGUUAUUGAGUUUGGAAAAACACCAGAAUGUAUUAACGACAUUAGUUAAAGCUUUUACAACAUUACUGUUAUUUAUUGUUUAUCCAGGCGUUGUCAUAAACCAUGUUUGUUUUAUUUGUACGUAGACACUGCAUGAAUGGGAGUGCACGUUUUGUUGGGUGUCAUUUUGAACAUUGUCUACUAAACAGAAAUUGUGAUUUGAUGAUCUUAGUUUAAUAUACGUUUUAACUGA
This is a messenger RNA of Manduca sexta (tobacco hornworm), 4003 nucleotides long. It is a transcript of the gene Nop17l, whose product is annotated as protein kintoun. The record is from RefSeq and is a predicted model, not a curated record. Gene Ontology annotation, cellular component: cytoplasm. Bases 183 to 2693 code for a protein of 836 amino acids. NCBI's taxonomy places the organism in Eukaryota, Metazoa, Arthropoda, Insecta, Lepidoptera, Sphingidae. Gene Ontology annotation, biological process: axonemal dynein complex assembly. The transcript is spliced from 3 exons.